AUGGCUUCCCCUCACUUGGACACGCUAGGGAGAAUCUUUACAGACAUACGGAGCAAAUAUGAAGAAGUAAGACAGAAGGCAACUAAUGAGUUGAAGAUACACCUGGAAGUUGUUUCCCGAGAGUACUCCAGCGAACAGCUGUCGAGAUAUCACUCAGAGGUAAAUCGUCGAGUGUCGGAGUUCAUCCACAGCAGCGAUACCACCGAUAAGAUUGGAGGGAUUCUAGCCCUCGGUGUGCUCAUAGAUGUCGACCACGACGACAGCACCCAAAAAACCACACGAUACGCGAAUUACUUACGAAGUAUAAUGAGGGGGAACGACAACCAUUGUAUGGUUCUUGCUGCUAAAACCCUAGGGCAACUUGCAGCGCCGGGGGGAACCUUGACUUCUGAGUUGGUAGAAAGUGAGGUUAAACAAGCUCUUGAGUGGCUACAAAUCGACCGGCAGGAGAAUCGACGCUUUGCUUCUGCAUUACUCCUGAGAGAGUUGGCGAGAAGCUCGCCAACACUGAUUUAUGGCUUCAUCGGUCAGAUAUUGGACCUGAUAUGGGUGGCAUUACGGGACCAGAAGGUUUUGAUUAGGGAGACAGCCGCGGAGGCCUUGGGUGUGUGUCUGGCAAUCAUGAAACAUCGCGACACAACAAAUCGGGAUAUGUGGUAUGCAAAAAUUUUAGAGGAGGCAAAAAUAGGACUACGGUCCGCUUCAGCAGAUUGCAUACAUGGGAGUCUCUUGAUCUACCUACAGUUGUUAGAUUCCGCAGGGAUGUUUAUGCAGGAUAGUUACCGAGAGACUUGUGAUACAGUUUUACGAUUGAAAGAUAAUCGUGACGCAGGUAUUCGGAAACUUACUAUCAAGAUGAUUCCAUGUCUAGCAAAGUACAACCCAGCGGAAUUCGUCAACAACUACUUGCACAAAUUUAUGAUGCAUCUUCAAUCACAGCUCAAAAAGAAAGAUUCAGACGAACGUGGCUCUGCUUAUAAAGCAAUUGGUGAGGUGGCGUUAGCAGUUGGAAGCAGCAUGGGCCCAUAUCUCGAUGGAAUACUUGCCAGCAUAAAAGAGGGUCUCACUAUGAAGGGACGAAAUCGCUCACAGAGGGCAGAACAGGAAGCGCCGAUAUUCGAGUGUAUUAGUAUGCUGGCCACGGCGGUAGUGUGA
Messenger RNA from Morchella importuna, 1155 nucleotides. RefSeq lists its product as uncharacterized. Gene Ontology annotation, biological process: protein phosphorylation; TOR signaling; negative regulation of macroautophagy. The transcript has 4 exons. The coding region runs from base 1 to 1155 and encodes 384 amino acids. The record is from RefSeq and is a predicted model, not a curated record. Gene Ontology annotation, molecular function: protein serine/threonine kinase activity. NCBI's taxonomy places the organism in Eukaryota, Fungi, Ascomycota, Pezizomycetes, Pezizales, Morchellaceae. Gene Ontology annotation, cellular component: TORC1 complex; TORC2 complex; nucleus.